CUUGCUUUGUGCGCUUUUUGUGCGGCAAGUGGUGCGGCACGAGUGGUUACGAAGGGGGUUUAGAUUUACCCUUCUCGAAAUCUAUAUAAUUUUGUGAGAAUGUCGGGCGACAGCAAUGAUGAGGGACACGUGAUCCGACUGCGCGGCCUGCCCUGGGCAGCCACUGAGGAGGACAUCAUCCAUUUCUUCGGAGAUGGGGUGAACGUGAAGGGCGGCAAGGCGGGUGUGUUCUUGACGCUGUCACGCGAGGGACGGCCCAGCGGCGAGGCCUACGUCGAGCUCUGCUCCGAGGCAGACUUCGAGGCGGCCAAAAAGAAACACAACUGCACCAUGGGACACCGCUACGUGGAGGUGUUCCGCUCCAAACGGUCCGAGAUGGAGUGGGUGAUGAAGCGCUCCGGGGUGGCGGCCGCCGCCGGCUCGCCGCUGGACGAGGGAUGCCUGCGCCUGCGCGGCCUGCCCUACAGCUGCAGCAAGGAGGAGAUCGCCAACUUCUUCUCCGGGCUGGAGGUGGUCCCCAAUGGCAUUACCAUCCCCCUGGACGGUCAGGGACGCUCCUCGGGCGAGGCCUAUGUCCAGUUUGUGAACAGAGAGGUCGCCGAGCGGGCCAUGGCCAAAAAUAAGGAGAAAAUCGGCCACAGGUACAUUGAGAUAUUCCGCAGCAGUCUGAGCGAGGUGCGCUCGGCCCAGGGCUCGGGCAAGGUGCGGCCGCUGAUGCUGGCGCGGCCCACGCCCUACGACCGCGGCGACCGCGGCGGCGCCGGUCUGGGCCCCGCGGGCGCCGGCUGGGGCGCCGCCGGGGGCGCCGGACUGGCCGGCGGCCCGGGCGCGCGCUUCGGCGGCCCGCCGGCCGGCCGCGGCGGACGCAGGGGGGACGGGGAGGUGGGCACUGGACUGUCCGCCACUGCUAACCGGGACAGGGAGUGGCUGUUUCGGUCCGGAUACUGCCGCGGCUCUGCGCUACUGACCGAUCCCUGUUCGGCAGGCUUCCAGUCGGAGUACGACGACUUCUACGACGGAGGAGGCGGCGGCGGCGGCUGGGGCGGCAACGGAAUGGGCGGCGGAAUGAACAGCGGAAUGGGCGGCGGAAUGGGAGGCGGAAUGGGUGGAGGAAUGAAUAGCGGGAUGGGAGGUGGAAUGGGCGGUGGAAUGGGAGGAGGAAUGGGAGGAGGAAUGAACAGCGGAAUGGGCGGCGGAAUGAACAGCGGAAUGGGCGGCGGAAUGAACAGCGGAAUGGGUGGUGGCGGCGGCGGAAUGAAGGGAAUGGGCGGCGGCGGCGGCGGCGGUGGCUGGAAAUCUCUCUCCGGACACACGGUCCACAUGCGAGGCCUGCCCUACAGAAGCACAGAGUCCGACAUUAUCGAGUUUUUCCGUCCGCUGGUGCCGUUCCACGUCCACAUGUUGUUCGACGACCUGGGCCGUCCUUCGGGACAGGCCAACGUGGACUUCUCCAGCCACGAGGAGGCCGUCAAGGCCAUGGCCAAGGACAAGUCUCACAUGGCGCACCGCUACAUCGAGCUGUUCCUGAACAGCACGCCGGCCGGCAACUACGGCAACAUGGCCGGCUACGGCGGCGGCUUCGGCGGGCACGGCAUGGGAGGCGGCGGACCCGGCAUGGGAGGCGGCGGGCCCGGCAUGGGCGGCGGCGGGCCCGGCAUGGGCGGCGGCGGGCCCGGCAUGGGCGGAGGCGGCCCAGGGAUGGGCGGCGGCGGCGGCGGCGGCCCCGGCCCGGGCCGCGGCGGAUUUGGAGGCUUUGGCGGCGGCGGCGGGGGCGGCGGCAUGGGCGGCUUCAACGGCAACAGCUCGCAGAUGGGCGGCAACAGCUACAACAGCUUCAUGUAGAGGGGGAUUCAGCAGCUUCAUAUAGUCCCCGGAGCCGGGGCCGGUGACCUGACCUGACUGGUGACGUCAGGCAGUGCUGUGGCGCCGCCCUGUUCUGGGGCGUGACCGGAGUUUAAAUGUGGCCGACUGGGCGGUGAGGUGCUUUGGCCACCAGGCCUGUUUCACUGCACGCAGUACGAUGUAGCCCAUUACGUCAGCAGCCCGGGCGGUCCCAUGGUCCCAUUGGCCGCCCAGCACUGGCCAGUCGGUAGCUGGGACGCGGCUGGGGCCAGUUGGUUGCCAGUGAGUUAUCCGGCUCGCCGGACCCCGUGUGUCAGCGCGCCGCCGGCCGGACGGGACAGGACGGGACAGCGGAUUGGGGACGGAGCUGACAAUACUGUAGCGGCCGGUUUGACAGGAGUGUACGGAACGGCGGACCGGGCACGGGGAUAUUACAAUAGUGUAGCGGCCGGCUGGAGGCUCGAAAUCAUGGCGCUGUGUGUCAUUGACACGUGCUGAACCCAAUGUUCAGGCUCUGAUUUGGAGUAGGACGCAUACGACGCAUCAUCCGUGUGAUUUAGAGAUCAACAAAGUAGGGUGUGGAGGGUAUGUCGGUUUCGGGAUCAUUGGAGAGUAUAUACUCAGUGACGGGAACUGGGCCCUUCCCACGGAGAGCCGCGCCGCGCGCCUGUGCCCCGCAGCGUCCAUUGCCGCGGUCCGGGCGGCCCGCUGCCGAUUCCCGCUGUCUCACGGCCGGCGUAGUCACACGGUCUCUCAGACUGUGCAAGUGUGUGUGUGAGUGCGUGUGCUAGUUCGGUUUAGUGUGCUAGCGUCACUUUCAUUGGUUUCGUUCAUAAUUCGCUGUGUGUGCUGGGUGGACCGUCUUCGUGGAGCUUGGAAUACAGUACUGGAGACGUU
Molecule: messenger RNA, 2739 nt
Organism: Amphibalanus amphitrite
Lineage: Eukaryota; Metazoa; Arthropoda; Thecostraca; Balanomorpha; Balanidae
Product: heterogeneous nuclear ribonucleoprotein H-like
Exons: 11
Coding region: 100-1842 (580 amino acids)
Biological process (GO): regulation of RNA splicing
Cellular component (GO): ribonucleoprotein complex; nucleoplasm
Molecular function (GO): RNA binding
Source: RefSeq, a predicted model, not a curated record